GUGACAACAGCAGCAGCUGGUAAGGAAGCAGCAGCAGCAGGAGGAGGUGGAGGCUAGGCUGGCGCUAAAGCGGGGCACUCCGGGGGAAAUGGACAGCGUUUAGGUCAGAACGGUUUUCUGCAAACCAGGGGAGACCUCAGUGAGUCAUGGAGGACGACGGCAGCUUCAUAGAGUUUGAUGUGCCAGAGUUCAGCAACACUGUCCUUAAGCAGCUCAAUGAGCUGCGGCUCCAGGGUAAGCUCUGCGAUAUUAUUGUGCACAUCCAGGGCCAACCAUUCCAGGCACACAAAGCUGUGCUGGCUGCCAGUUCACCGUACUUCCGUGACCACUCCUCCCUCGGCACCAUGAGUGGGCUCUCCAUUUCAGUGAUCAAGAAUCCUGCAGUUUUUGAGCAGCUAUUGACUUUUUGUUACACGGGACACAUGGAGCUGCAUCUGCGUGAUGUUGUUAGCUUCCUCACGGCUGCCAGCUUCCUGCAAAUGCAGGCGGUCAUUGACAAAUGUACACAGAUACUGGAGGGCCUCCACUCAAAGAUCAGUCUGCCUGUGAUUUCUGGCCGAGCAGAAGCUGAAGACGACCUUGAUUCUAGAGCUGGACACAAUGGGGCAAAAGAGGCAGGUAUUUUUUUGAAUCCUACUCAGAUUUCCCCCUCCUAUUACCCUAGGAAAAGCCAUCGCAUAGAAGCAAGUGGAGGUGGAAAAGGGUUUGCACACUUGGCAGAGGAAGGGCAGUCAGAUCGAGGGAGCGAUUGUGCUUCAGAACAGGAGGCAUCCAUGGAAGCAGAACCUGAUCAAGUGGACUUGAUUGAGAAGAAUGGGCAAGUCUCUGACAUUCACAUCAAGCUGGAAAAAACGGAGCGGCCCAGUUACUCAGACAGCUCAUCAGCAGGAGACGAUAGCCACCACACAGAACUGGUGGAUGGUGAGCAAGUUCUAGCCGUGACCGUAGGACCUUAUGGGCCAGUGCCCCCCGCUACUCAGUACACCUAUUCAGCACUACCUUCAUCUUGCUUUGUCGGCAUCAGUCCAUCCAGUCCCUCUCAGUCGAUUCUCAGUGGAUUUCGAGGUAGUCGCACCAGAUCUAAGCGGAAUAUGCCAAUUGCGGCUGAUGUACUUUCUCAGCCUAAGCCAGGUACAGAGGAUGGAGAGGGAAUAGCAUCAGGAGUUGUUUUUGAGAAUGACGUGAGGGAACGGGGUCUCCGUGGCCAUUGGUAUCCGUUCAACGAGCGCCUUGUGUGUGUCUACUGUGGCAAGUCCUUCAACCAGAAAGGCAGCCUGGACCGCCACAUGCGUUUGCAUAUGGGCAUUACUCCUUUUGUCUGCAAGUACUGUGGCAAGAAGUACACGCGCAAAGACCAACUAGAGUAUCACAUCCGUGGCCACACAGACAAUAAGCCCUUCAACUGCCAGAUUUGUGGCAAGUGCUUCCCUUUUCAGGGCACCCUCAACCAGCACUUGCGUAAGAAGCACAUGGGUUCCAGCGUCGAGAUGAACAACCACACAGGCCCACCAGGGGAUGCUACAGAUGGCCAGCGAGGGGCACCAGUGGAGGUCUCAGAGAAUGUCUACAGCGAUGUCUGUAACGAUGAUGGGUCUGCAAAAACCGCAAGCAGAGAGAGUGUAAAGUGCAGUGCCGAAGAACCCCCUGGGUCCGGAUGCGAUUAUUAAGAAGGAUUGUAAUGAGUUUUGUUCUGUGAUGUGCAACAUUUAAAGGUUGACCAUUUCAGUAGAAGUGGAUGUUGAACCUGCCUUGCACAUCUUUCUACUUGGGAAUUUUUGCGAUCUGGUUUAAGAAGAGAGAACAUUCUCAACAAGCAAGUUUUUCAAAGGUGUGGGGAAUUGUAGUCAGGGAGAAGGAUUGAGUGGGACGUCUCAAUAAUUAAGGCCUUUAAAGAUUUUUUUUUAAAAUGUUUUUAUCGAUAAAUAUUUCCAUGUUUCUAAGUAUAGAGUAAUAUAGGCAUGUUGCAAUAAUGAAUAAUGUGAAAGCUCAGUUAAGAUGCUUGUCAUAUCAUGCUUUUACCUGACCCAUUUUUGCACAUUUGGUCUCAAGUAGGCCAGUAACUCACAAGGAUUGGUUUUACCUAUCAGUGCAAAAGCUCUGUGACACAUCUGUUCAAUACCUCAUCAUACAAUGUAACAUAUUCACAAUAAGGCAGUAUUGUCAAAGUUUAUUCAGCUCCAACCGGGUUCUACCUCAGUCCAGAACCUGAAGGGAAGUGAAGAAGCAUCUUGUUUUAAAAGGUUUCAGUUGCUUUACCUAGCAAUCUUGGCACAACACAUUUUCACUACACAAAGCCUUGGUACUAAAGUGAACUCUUUAGGUCUGUAUGAAAUCCAAACCGCUGCCAUUGGAUUUGUGCAAAAUGCUCUAUAUGGUGGGGGGGGGUUGCUUGUUUUUUGAGAGGGUGUUUUUUUUUUUUUUUAAGUAGUUGUUAUGGGUAAGGUUAGGUUAUAGUCUGCCUACUCUCUGCAGCAUUAAGGAUGGGGAGUUAGACACCAGAUAUUCGGCAGAUACAGAUUGUAUUGUUACUUACAGUUUGGAUCUACAGUAGCAAGUAAUAAUCAAACAUCACGGACUAUAAAGCAAGAAAACCCAUUGUUUUUCAAUAUUUAGAGAUUUUAAUACAAGAAAGUUAGUAUAUUUAAAAAGUCAGAGCUUUUUCUCCUUGCAGUAUUUAUUUGCUGCUUGUUGGUUUUCUAAGACUUGUGUUGGACCACGUUUUCCACUAUGAAAAAGCUUGAUGUCCAGAAACACAUUUGAGCAGUGCAAGUAUAAUCUCAGUGCUGAAACUCGUGCUGAAAAUCCUCAACACGAAACAAGCAUGAAAUACAUUUUUGAUUAGUGUAAGAUGAUUGUCAGUAUGUUACUUGUUUCAAAGCUAAUAAAUUGUAUGUGUAGCUUUACACAGUUCUGAUGAGAUGCAUCAGCCAGUUUGGGGAUGAAAUGUCUUUUGUUGCCUUUAAAGCUUCCUUUUUUCUACAUAGGAAAAUUUAUUCUACAUAAGAAAUACUCGCUGGAGGAUGUGGAGGAAAUUUUGAAUUCUGUUGGUGUAGUCUAAACUAAUAAUCUUUGUGAAGAUAUUAACUACAUAAACCUUAAAAUGUAUUGAAAUAUCAAUGUUGUAUAAGCAGCAUUUGGAUAAGCUUGAUCCAGAAAGGUUGGAUGAUGCUAAUCUCAAGAAAACCGUAAGUGGACAUCCUGCUUCCAUUGUCAAGGUGGCAAAGUCUACCAAAUUAUCGCCAAGAGAACUUUAAAAAAAAAAAAAAGGCAGCAGGAAUAUCAGCACUAUAAGCAAAAAUUCUUAAGCUGAAAAUUGAGUCAGUACCUUUUUUGGUAAAACAAGAAUAUGAGCACUGUAUACAAGUAAAUGCUAACAAUUUUCAUUUAUGAUUCAAAUUUUUAGACAUAAGUAUUUGUUUGAGCUUGAAAUAUUCCUAGAAUCAAUUCUGUAAAUGUGUUUGACUUACAGUGAGGAGAAAUAAUCUGUAAACCUUUUGUUGGGGAGAUGACAGUUUGAUCUCUUCAGGCCAAAAUAAGUAAUAGUCAUACUGUUCCAAGUUGGUUUACUUUGGCUUCUGACAGUGUUCUUAAAGAAAAAAAAGAAAGUGUAAUUGAUGAAUAUUCGACUUUGAAGGCACAUAAGUUUUCAUCCCCAUGAAUGAACCUUUGUGGAGAGCACAGUUUAUGUACUCUGCAUGACUAUACGGUUUUAUGUCUUCACUGGCCAACAUUAGAUAAUGGUAUUUGUUCUAAUCACCAUAGUCUCCCAUUAAAGUUCUUUAAUGUGUAGAAUAUGCAGACUUCCAUUACAAGUCAGGUGAAAAAGUUUACCCUUGACAAUCGCUGGAAAAUUUUUCUAACUGUUUUGGAAAACGGUGGUGCAUAAUGCUCUAUUUGUACUCUUCAAAAUUGUCACUGGAAACUUUCGUGCUCUUUGCUCUGAGAGACACUUGUGCAGAUUGCUUCAGGGCCACCACGCCUGCUUAACAGAUACCACUUGUGCUCGGCCUUUGCUUUUGAAAGCCCCUUAUUGAAGAUCAUGGCACUUAAUUUGAAAUAAUGAUUAGCCUGUGUCUACAGUAUUGUCAAGUUUACAUUUUUCUUGAUUUUACAGUUAACAUACAGCAUCUUCCCUUGACCAAAGCAGAUGGUUUCAUGGUUUAUUUACUAAUGGUGGUGCUUUUUUUUUUUUUUUUUGGGGGGGGGUCUUUUUUUUUCUGAACACGGCUGGUUAUUUAAAUCAGUUUGUCCUUGUAUUUGUAUAUUUUUUUUAUUUUUUUUUAUAUUGUGAGUACUUUUCAAGGAAACUGUCAAACCCUUUGUCUUAAGGUUUAUCUAAGGUGAGAUUUCACACUGAGAAGUAGCAGUGCUUCAUAGAAUUCUUUGGAGGUUCUGUUCUCUUAAUUUAAAAAAAAAAAAUUUAGGGUUUUGUUUUUUGUCCCCCCCCAAUCAAAAAUCAGUCAAAAGGUUUGCAAGCAGGUAUAAACUGACUAUAGUUUCGUUUCUGUGCUGAAAAUGACAGGUUGCAGUCAGUAGUGAUCCUCUGGUCCCUGUAACAGAUGAGGUACAGUCAAUUAUGUAUACCUACCAUAAGAUAUAUACAUGUGCCUACAGCCAUUGUUCUGGUGAAAAUGAUGGUUUUGAUUGGUUAGAUCACAUGUAGAAAAGAGAUUAGAUUAUGUCUGCCUAACAGUUAAUGCAAUAUUGGCCACUAACCAAAGAGCAAACCAAAAAUAUGUAGUGAUGGUUAUAUACACCGCACAGCUGAGUGUUGAGAGCAAACCCAAAUCCCCCAACUAACGAGAAAUCAUGAAACUAUUUUCCAGCCAAACACCCAUGGGGCACCAGUACUACAGUUCUUGCUAUGAUUUUUAUUUAUUUAUUUUGUCCUUUCUCUAACCGUGUAUGAACAAAAAAAUCUGCUUAACUGCAGGUAAGGCAAGUGUGACUUAAGCCAUAAAUACGUGAUAGUGGUAGAAUAACUGGAGGUUUUCAUUUCUUUGAACAAGUGAUUUUGAAACGUCAGUUCUUAUUGAAGAAUCUGUAUUAGGAUUGAAUCUGUGCCUUGCCACAAGAAAUGCUAAUUUACAGGACAGAUCCAUUUUUUUGCAUCAAUUGGUUCAUUUUGGUUUAUAUGUAUUUAUCAAGCAGUUAACAACACUUAACAUCACUUGUCAGGGUUCUCGCUUUGUAAAUGCGUAUAAGUUUUUACCUGUUUCUUUGUGUGUUAUACUAUGGAGUUAAGAAGUUAAAUGCAGUAGCAGAGGUUUUGCAUUAAUAAAUGUAAUAUGCAGUUUUGACUGAAGAGAUUGUAGCAGGUCAUAAAGGGACAAUCAGACGGCUUCAUACACGAGAAGCUACCUCUUGAAAUAAGUGAAUUGUACCUUCAACUAUUGAAUUUAACUUUUAAUUACAUCUUGGUAGAAUGAAUCUUUUUCAUUGUCAGCCACUCUGCAGUUUAAUAUUGAAGUGCAUGCUAGACCACUUGUAGAUGUAGAAAUGUACUGCAUGGUGGUUACCACAGCUAUAACAAAAAGCGAAAUGGGGAUCUGUGUUUGUUUUUGUUUUAAACUUUUUUUUUUUUGUCUGGCAUGCACUUAAGAUGAAUUAUUUUUAUUUUUUUUAUGUAAUCAAGAUAUUCUACAUUGAGGGGACUAGCUUACCAUAUUUUACCCCUCUUGGGACUCAAAUAUAAGGCCUCAAAAUAUUUCACUUAUAGGGGGUUUUAACCUUUUUAAUGGUGCUUUUAGACUGGUCAGGUGUAUUUGCUUUUAUAUACUAAUGUGUACAUAAGGGAAUUGGUGGUGAUUUUUAAAUAUGGUUGAGUAUAACAAGAUUAUCAUCAGUUCAUUUUGACAGGAUAACUGUUCAGUUUAUGUUCAAACCACAGAAGGGCGAGGCAGUUACUAUGAACUGUGAGCAAGAAAGAAGGGCGGGUUCACAAGAAUAGCUAUAGGACUACUUUAAGAAUUUACAGCUUGUCCUUAUAUAAAAGCUGACUUGCUUCAGGUAGUUUAUGAACACUGAUAUUAGUUAUAAAGUCUUCCAUUGCUUCUCUGCUUCCAACAUGUCACCACUGUGUAAUAUGCAAAAGCAAUAUCCUUUUUGAAGCAGUUUGGCACAGCGGUCUGUUGCACAUUACAGAAGUAUCCUGUUUCAAAGUGAUAUCAGGGAGCCGCCGAGGAGAAGGAUGAGGACUAACAGACUUGUGAACAUUUGGAUACAUUGUGUGAAAAUGCUUCAAAGUUUGGCUUCUUUGUUUACUACAGUUCAUAGGCCAUGUAUCAGCUGAAGGCUAUGAGUUUCUGAGCCUCAUGGAUAUUUUGUGUAUUUGUCUACGUUUGUACUCCAUUCAUUCGUCUAUCAGUUCAGUGCUGUAUCUGUAUCAAAUAUGAAAAGCAUCCAGGGAGGGAUAUGCUGCUUCCUUGAGAGCCACAAAGAUCUCUUCCACAUCCUCAUGUACUGGGACUGCAAAUUAAAACCAUGAGAGCUUGAACACACCAGACUGGAAGUAACAAGUAUGUCUUAUUGAAGGAUUUCUGCUAUCAAACAGUCCCUAGAAUUCUAUAUGCUUCUAGUUCUCAUGCAUUCUGUGAUAAGGCAAAAAAAAAAAAAAACUACAACUCAGGGUUUACAAGUAUUCAGCUAUGGCCACUUUGGACAUGCAAUGCAUUUUGUAUGUUCAGGUUAAUCAUGCACUUUUACUUCAGGUUGGGGAAGCAAGUCCUCAGUCAGUGGUUCCCUCCCCCCAAACAAAAAACAAAAACGUCUGCCUCAUGGGUGUCUGUAAAACACCCACUUUUUUUUUUUUCUUCCCCAUUUGUUGCUUUGUGUCCAUGGGAUGAGCACAGGGCUUUCGCUUUGAGGAAACGCUGGAGAUCUUUGAGCUCUUUCCAUGGAAGUAUCUCUCUGUAAUCCACUAGAUUUAACAACCUCACAAACCCUACUGUGAACCUCAGAAAUUCUACUGUUUUAUACAAUUAUGAAGUACAUUAAAGCUAGCUGGUGCCAAUGCUGUAAAGGUUAACUCGCCAUUUCUGAAUUUUGUUUCAUAGCAUGAAAUAUUUAUUCAAAUGAUAUAUUUUGCUCAUAAUCAUUCUGUGCUGCUUUUUAUUUUAUAGAGCUUGUAAAUUGCUUUUUUAUGAUCUAUAAAUGACAAUAGAUGCACAAAAUGUAUUUGUUUGUAAAAUAAAGAUGCUGAUUUGGCAAA
This is a messenger RNA of Neoarius graeffei (lesser salmon catfish), 7210 nucleotides long. RefSeq names its product zinc finger and BTB domain containing 34 (gene zbtb34). Gene Ontology annotation, biological process: regulation of transcription by RNA polymerase II. The coding region runs from base 147 to 1667 and encodes 506 amino acids. Gene Ontology annotation, molecular function: protein binding; DNA-binding transcription factor activity, RNA polymerase II-specific; RNA polymerase II cis-regulatory region sequence-specific DNA binding. The record is from RefSeq and is a predicted model, not a curated record. The transcript is spliced from 2 exons. Lineage: Eukaryota; Metazoa; Chordata; Actinopteri; Siluriformes; Ariidae.